Molecule: messenger RNA, 986 nt
Organism: Radiomyces spectabilis
Lineage: Eukaryota; Fungi; Mucoromycota; Mucoromycetes; Mucorales; Radiomycetaceae
Product: 50S ribosomal protein L30e-like protein
Exons: 2
Coding region: 101-904 (267 amino acids)
Biological process (GO): ribosome biogenesis
Cellular component (GO): ribonucleoprotein complex
Source: RefSeq, a predicted model, not a curated record
CAUCUCUUUCUUUCGGUUCCAUCCGUCUUGAAGAACUAUCCAUCCGUCCAUCCACUCGCUCGAACGGUAUCCAUCUACUUCAUCAUCAACUAUAUUCAUCAUGCCCGCUAACAAGAAAGCUGUUGGUUCCGGUAAGCGCGCCGCGCCUGCUCCUUACCCGGUCAAGAAGCCUCAGCAGAAGGCCCAAGCAAAUCCUUUGAUCGAGAAAAAUCCCAAGAACUUUGGUAUCGGCCAAGACAUCCAGCCCAAGCGUGACGUGUCUCGCUUUGUCAAGUGGCCUGCUUACAUCCGCCUCCAACGCCAGAAGAAGAUCAUCUACCAGCGCUUGAAGGUGCCUCCGGCUAUCCAUCAGUUUUCUAACGUUUUGGACAAGAACACCGCUACUGAGUUGUUCAAGUUGCUCAACAAGUACAGACCCGAGACCAAGGUGGAGAAGACUGAACGUUUGAAAGCCGCUGCCGCUGCCAAGGCUGAGAAAAAGGAGGCUCCCAAGACUGAAAAGCCUGUUGUGAUUAAGUAUGGUAUUAAUCACGUUGUCUCUUUGAUUGAAGCCAAGAAGGCGCAGUUGGUUGUCAUUGCUGACGAUGUCGACCCUAUCGAACUUGUCUUGUUCUUGCCCGCCCUUUGCCGCAAGAUGGGUGUUCCGUACUGCAUUGUCAAGGGUAAAGCCCGCCUUGGCACCGUGAUUCAUCAAAAGACUGCCACAGCUCUUGUUUUCACCGAUGUCAAGGAUGCGGACAAGCCCGCUUUAUCAAACCUCAUUACUGCCGUCAAGGCCAACUUCAACGACAAAUAUGAUGAACACCGUCGUCGCUGGAGCGAAGGUAUCAACGGUCCCAAGUCGCAAGCUCGUAUGGCCAAGCGUGCUGCCGCUGCCGCCAAGGAAGUGGCUGCUCGCCAAUAAGCAACUUGUAUUUACUCUUUAUCAUCAUCUUCCCCUUGUUUCCCGUUCUGUACAAUAAAUUCGUAAUAAAAUAAACUAAAAU